Molecule: messenger RNA, 1516 nt
Organism: Ctenocephalides felis (cat flea)
Lineage: Eukaryota; Metazoa; Arthropoda; Insecta; Siphonaptera; Pulicidae
Product: transmembrane protein 135-like
Exons: 9
Coding region: 142-1503 (453 amino acids)
Source: RefSeq, a predicted model, not a curated record
UAUGUCAAUUCAUUUGACAAUUUGUAUGUUUUGAAAUGGAAUAUAAACAAUGAUACCGCCAAAUGCAGUUUGUUUUUAAAUAUUUUGAACAAAAUCAAAAUAUCUAAACACCUGUGUUCAUUGCGAACUCGAAUCGCCAAAAUGGUGUUGUUGAGUAAAUUUAAACCAAUUGAUACUACUUGUAUUGAAUAUGUGCACCCUUGGACAAAUAGUUGUUCUGAUGCCUGUGCUGAUUUAACACUUCAGGCUUUCGAGAGGACCAUCAAAAUAUAUACAGUUGCAUAUACAGUCGGACUAUUGAUGCGAGGCAAAGUACCAAAUAAAUCGGACUUAAGAAAGACUUUUCUGGGGAUUCUACAAUCUGCAGCAUUUUUAACGACAAAUGGUUUUACAUUCCCUAUGUUUUUAUGUUUUCUCAGAAAAGUUUGUGGCAAUUACAAUAUAUUGACAGUCUCAUACGUGCCUUCGUUUCUUGCAUCGUUUGCUGCAAUAUUACUAGAACGGCCAUCUAGACGAAAUUUAUUAUGUUUAUAUGUAUCAAAUGAAGCAACAGAAACUGUUUGGAAUAUGUUAAAGUCUAGGGGAUAUGUCCGAUCUAUAAAAUAUGGAGAAGUGGGAAUCUUUUCCAUGAGCAUUGCUAUUCUUAUGUAUUAUUAUAGAAGCAACGACUAUUUGAGCAAAGAUCAACUUGGACUUGUUUCAAAAUUCGUUGUGGGUCCUUAUGAAGCAUUUGGAUAUAGUGAUAAAUUGAAAAAUAAAAGUGAACAAGCAGUAUGUGAUAUUAAAAAUAGAAAAGCUGCCUUGCAUAAAAUUAAGUUCAUUAAACAUUUCAAUGAAAUGAUUAAAUCUUUACCAAGGCAUAACACUUGUUUGCACCCUGCAAGUUGUAUGCAUUAUGUUACACAGGGAUGGUUCAAAAUGUUCUCCUUGGGUGUAUGCUUUCAAUUGGGACUCCGAAUUUUCAUGCGCAUAGGAACAAUCGCUAGAAGGCCCAAAGAAAUUUCAAAUAUAAUACUCAACAAAUCAUCAUAUUCUUUAGCAAUGUUUCUUGGUGGAUUUACCGGUAUUUUUAGAUUAUCAUCUUGUGUUUUGAGGUGGAUCUCAGGGAAAGAUAGGCCAGAGCAUGCUUUACCUGCAGGUAUUUUAGCAGGAUUAGCAUUUGGUAAAUACCGAAGUAAUAACAUUGCAUUAUACGUGAUGUGGAAAAUGCUUCAUAUUUCCUAUAAUAUAGCAGUUUUAAAAGGAUUUGUACGAGAAGUACCUGGGUUUACUAUAUUUUUAUAUUGCUUUAGCACUGCCAUUUUAUUUCACUGUGCAGUAUUAGAACCAACUAAUCUUAGACCAAGUUAUUGGAAAUUUCUACAUUCCCUUUCAGGAGGAAGGAUUGCAAGCAUGUCACGUGCGACAAUGGAUGUUUGGGGUCUUGGUACCACUGAUUCUUUGAAGAAGGUGCUAGCUCUCACUGGAACCAAGUUAGAAGUACGGCGAAUAUUCGGGCUGUGAAAGAAAGAAGAAA